AUGACAUUGCAAAUCAUUGAGGCACUUUGUUUAUACAAGCUUCUAUUGCUGAUCGGUGUCUAUGGAGCCAGGGUCCCUCAUCAGGCAGGCUUCAGCGUGAGCUCCAUCAUAGACCCCGUGCUACAUCCCAUUGUAGCAGCUGGCUCUAACAGGUGUGAAGCCCUAAAGAGUUUCUUUGGUAUAACUUAUGAGCAAAUGUUAGAGAAAAACCGAACCAAUUUCAACGAAAUACUCAGCAUUGAUCAUAUAACAAAAUAUGGUAAUGUUAAACAUAAUCUAACAGAAAUCAACUUAUUGAAGAGGUUGAUGGUUAAUGCUCAAGAUGUGAUAAUCCUUGUUCACGGUUUUAUGGAAAGCUCCGAUGGUUUGAUGGUGCAAGGUGUAGCGCCAGAGUUGAUUAAGCUCAAACGGAAAGUGUUUGCACUGGAUGGGAGGAAGGUGAUCAAUUUCGAGUAUUUUCAUUCCUCAACUUAUGUACGAUUCAUUGGGCAAAAGUUUGGAACACUCUUGACUGAAUUAAUUACACGUGGUGUGAAUGCUUCGAAAAUAACUUUAAUCGGACACAGUUUAGGAGCACAUAUAGCAGGGAUUGCAGGAAAGAAAGUGAUAGAUGAAACUGGUCAACGUCUAGCUAGAAUAACAGGUUUAGACCCAGCAGGGCCUUGCUUCAGUAACGUGGACGCGCGGGCUAGACUGGACGCCACGGACGCGGAAUAUGUCGACGUCAUCCACACUAACGGUGGCAUGUUGGGGAUAAAAGAGCCUGUAGGCCAUAAAGACUUCUACCCCAACAACGGAAUGUCUCAGCCCGGCUGCAUAUUCUCCACGUGUGACCACAGCAGAGCCUGGGAACUGUUUGCUGAAUCCGUUACUUCACCAGACCACUUUCCAGCUCGCAAGUGUGACAAUUGGACAAUGUUUCAAAAUGGACUCUGCGCGAACAAUGACGUCACGUACAUGGGAUUGAACUCGGGACUCGGUGUUUCGGGAACAUACUUAUUAACCACUGCAUCAUCGCCGCCUUAUAGUUUAGGCGCUGCUGGUAGUGGGUGAUUACUGAAAUAAAUGUA
Bicyclus anynana (squinting bush brown) is the source of this 1070-nucleotide messenger RNA. RefSeq names its product phospholipase A1 VesT1.02-like. The transcript has 6 exons. The record is from RefSeq and is a predicted model, not a curated record. Gene Ontology annotation, molecular function: lipase activity. Gene Ontology annotation, biological process: lipid metabolic process. The coding region runs from base 1 to 1053 and encodes 350 amino acids. NCBI's taxonomy places the organism in Eukaryota, Metazoa, Arthropoda, Insecta, Lepidoptera, Nymphalidae.